ACAAAAAAAUAUCAGCUGUAUACAGUUCCAUUUGAGCAUUUGAACAAAGUCUCAUCCAAAAUUUGCAUGGAAGUUUUUUGUUAAGAAACUUCACUUAAAAAUGGAUUUACGAAGUUUAAAAGAUAAGUACAAAAUUAACCGAAACGAGAAUAAUCCCUGGAUUCGAAAAGAUUUAGCCGUUCUGCGUCCUCAACUUGGAUCUGGAUAUUUUGGAAACGUUUGGAUAGCCAGACAUACACGAGAUUGGCAAUAUUAUGCAGUUAAGCAAGUUCACAUGGACAGAACUCUGGACACUUUUUUGAAACGGAAUCCCAAACAAAGUUAUGCAUCCGCUCUGGCAAAACUGGAAAGAGAAGUGCACAAUCAACAAAGUGUCAAGAGCUGUUUUGUUACGAGAUAUCACACAUUUUGGUAUGAAGAUUGUGACGAUAGUGACCACCAAUCGACAGAGCCUACUCCUCCCCUCGGAGUUUCAAAACCUAAGACUGAUCUCCCCACAUUUCCCACCGAAAUCAACCCAGCGUCAAUUCCAUCCAUCGCUUCCAGCACAUUUUCUACCUGCGCAGAACUCACCAACAAUUACAUGUUCAUCUUAAUGGAAUUUUGCAAUGGGGGAACCCUCGCCAAUUUCUUAGCGACACAAUCACGGCCACGAAUUAUUUCCGAAAUUCCUAAAAUCUUCACCCAUCUUUCCAAAGGACUUGCCGAAAUUCAUCGUUUGUCCAUUAUUCACCGGGAUUUAAAACCAAAUAAUAUCUUUUGCAGUAAAGAGUACGACUGGAGUGAUUCCUUCAUUUGGAAAAUUGGCGAUUUUGGACUUUCCACGAGAAAAGGGUUGGACGAGGAGGUUUUAGAAGAGCACGAAUUUUCACAAGGUGGUCAACACAUUUAUCAAAGCCCAGAAAUGGAACGGGGUGAACCAUACGAUGAAAAAAGUGACGUGUAUUCGUUAGGGUUAAUUUUCAUGGAAUUAAUUUUGUACUCAAUUUCUAAAGAUGGGACGACUAAGGGUGUGAUUCAAUCCAAAUUGAAGGAAGCAAAUCAGCUUAGUCUUACGCAGAUUUGUGACCCCACAAUUUCUAGAUUCGAAUCUAUUGUGAAAGAAAUGAUUGACCCAAUUCCAUCCAAAAGACCGUCUGCUAAUCAAGUUUUUCACAAUUUGGUUCACCCAUUAAAAUUUCAUACUCCUAAAACCAAGUUGUUCGAGGGUGUGGCGUUUAGUGGAAGGGAGAUUGAAAUGGAAAUACUACAAGAGAAUUUUACCCAAGAAAGUAAAGAUGUCUCCUUGAUCUUUUUAGACGCAACGGCAGGUUCGGGCAGAACCGAAUUUUUGCUACAAUUUCUUAAAAGUAACGAGCCAAAUAUUAACACUAUUUGGUUACAAGGUGGACAUAAUGGCAACUAUAUCACAGAAGACGUAUUAUCCCUAGCUUCAGAACUCGAUGUAGUUAUCAAGAAACAUGGCAGGUUUUUUGACGUAGACGAUAAAGACAAGAAUGAGAGAACAAUUUGGGUCAGGAUUUUCAUGGCACUGACAGAAAUAAAUAAUUACCCGAUCGUCAUUAUAAUUGAUGAUGUACACGAGUUGUGCAAAGUAAAAUAUAAUAUUGAAUUAAUUCUUAAAGCGAAAGAAGCUUAUAAUGAAUUAGGAUUGAAGCAAUUUAGAAUUUUUUUCAUUAUCGUUACAGAUUUGAGUACAAGUAUUUUCUUAAAUUGUAAGCGUUGCAAACGUUUCUACCAACGUUUGAAAAAUGAUGAGAAAGAAUUCGUUGAAAGAGUUGAGCUCCAAAGUUUGUGGGUGGAUGAUGAAAAUGGACUCGAAUUUUGGAAAAAUAUCAUGCCAAGUGAUCAAGAUCUGCUUGAAGAAAUCGGAAAAUUGCUGAGAUAUCAUCCAGUAACGAUGAAAUUAGCGUCUAUUAUAAUUCCAAAUUUUUAUCGGGAAAAAUAUUCCGAUUUUAUAAAGGAUAUUGACGAAGGUUUGGCGAAGUUAGAAAAAAUAUCUUACGCAUAUUGGACUGGAUUUAUUCAAGAUAAGCCUCCAUUUUUUAUUUGCCCUGCUUGGACACAAAAUGAACGCAUUUUGGUCGUUGUUUAUGCAAUAUUGUAUGAUAAAUGGUUAGAGGAAAAUGUCAAGUAUUUCAUACAAGUUUUGUCAUUUUUAGAUUUGCAUGGAGUUGAUAAAGAUGUUCUUUUUUUGAUUGUGAAACGAAGUGGAGAAAAAUUAAACGUUUUUGAGGAAUUUCAUAAUGAUGAGUUUAAACAUCUAUUGGCAACGGCUGAGUCGUGCGAUUUGGUAAGGCAUGUGCAAAAUGGGAACAUUAUUUUACGCGAUUUAGUCAUGAAAUUUGUUCAGCUGGAUUUGAUUGAGAGUGGAAAACAAAAAGUGAUUUAUAACGUUCUGCUGGGAUGCUUUGAUUUGUCAGAGUGCGGAAUGCUUAAAAGUUUUAAUUACAUUUUGAGAGAAACUGGGGCAACUUCUUCAUUUGUUUUUGGACCACCUAUCCCUCGAUUUUCUGAUUUCCGAUAUGACGGGGUUGGCGAGUAACUUAACUUUAAUUAUUUUGUAAUAUUUGUAAAACACUGUAUGCUGCACAUGUAACAAUAAAAAUAUAGUAAACUAA
Folsomia candida is the source of this 2621-nucleotide messenger RNA. RefSeq names its product eIF-2-alpha kinase GCN2-like. Bases 101 to 2545 code for a protein of 814 amino acids. Gene Ontology annotation, biological process: protein phosphorylation. The record is from RefSeq and is a predicted model, not a curated record. Gene Ontology annotation, molecular function: ATP binding; protein kinase activity. The transcript is spliced from 2 exons. Lineage: Eukaryota; Metazoa; Arthropoda; Collembola; Entomobryomorpha; Isotomidae.